Aphidius gifuensis is the source of this 1406-nucleotide messenger RNA. RefSeq lists its product as uncharacterized. The transcript is spliced from 4 exons. The coding region runs from base 17 to 1150 and encodes 377 amino acids. Gene Ontology annotation, molecular function: protein binding. NCBI's taxonomy places the organism in Eukaryota, Metazoa, Arthropoda, Insecta, Hymenoptera, Braconidae. The record is from RefSeq and is a predicted model, not a curated record.
UAUAAAGCUCUCAAAGAUGGCUGAAUUACAUCACUGGAUUUUAUUUUCUUCUUUUUUAAUAAUUGGUUUAAAUGCAGAUUGCCAAAAUGAACCUUCAAAUUUAAAUGUUGAUGUUGAAUCAUCAUGGAUCCAGGUAUCUUGGAGUCCACCUCUUGAACCUUGUGGUACUUUUGAUGGCUAUCGAAUUUCACUUGAUGGACCACUUGAUAAACCACUUAAUUUUUCAUCAUUUGAUAUAGCAGCUACGACAGCUAAUAAUAAUCAUUCAUGGACAUUUAAAGAUCUCAAACCAGGAAGAAAAUACGUUGUAACAAUUGCAACACUUAAAAAUAAUAAAACUGGUAUUGCAGCUUAUCAAAGUUUUACUGUUAAGCCACUUCCAGUUGAAGAAAUUAAAACAUCUAUUGAUGAUAAUACUGGAUGGCUUAUUGUAUCUUGGAAAACCAAUAAUAAAAGUAUUCAAAAUAUGUGUAAAUUAACAUACCACAAGGUAAAUGAUAUUGACAAAAAUAAUACUCUUGUAACAAAUGGAAAUAAUGUUACAAUCAGAGAUCUAAUUACUGGAAAAAAUUAUACAAUUAUUGUACAAUCAAUUAGUGAUAGUGUUGAGUCAGAAAAAUCAAUUAUUUAUCAAUUUAUUGAUCCAGCUAAUUUUGUAAAUAAUCAGCAGUUAUUGGCAAUUGAUAAAAUAACAAAGAAAGAAAAAUUGAUUAAACAAAUAAAGGAUAUUGUAAAAAAAAGUAGAGAACAAAUGUCUCAAAAAAAAAUUAAAUUGAUACAAGAUAUUGAUGUUGUUGGUCCACCUCUUAAAUAUAAUUGGACACAAAAAAGUAUAGAUCAAGGAAAAAGUUCUAGCUGUUCAGAUAAAUCACGUUUUGAAUUUACAUUUGCUGAAGAAGAAACAAUUAAAACAUAUAGAAAAUGUUACAAAGAUAAUACAAAUCGUGUUAUUAAAUUGGAGGAGGAGAAACUGUCGGAUCAACAAUUUUUAGAGCAGAACCAUGACAUUGCCAUGAAUAUUUUUAAUAAAAGCCUGGAAUUUAUUAAAAAUAAAUUUACAAAUUGUUUUGCAGAUGCCAAAUUUAUACUUGAAAAUUUUUAUAAAUAUGAAAAUGAAAAUUUUAAAAAAUGUUUAAACACAACGUCAUAAAUAAAAAUUAUUUCAAAUAGUUUUUGACACAUUUUUAACUGGAUAAAUAAAUAAAUUUAUUGAAUAUUAUUUAUUAACUUUAAAUAUUUAUACAAUUUUCAACACUAUUUACAUGAACAAAAGGAAAUAGAAAAAUUUAUUGCUUAAUAUUCUUUGUAUUUGAAGAUAACAAAAUAUUAUUUUUAAAUGUAAAAAAAACAGCUAAAAAAACAAAUAAUAAUAGACAAAAAGAUAAAAAAAAAAAAAAAAUGUAAAA